Myodes glareolus (Bank vole) is the source of this 995-nucleotide messenger RNA. Lineage: Eukaryota; Metazoa; Chordata; Mammalia; Rodentia; Cricetidae. The record is from RefSeq and is a predicted model, not a curated record.
AUGGGCGGCGUCUGCUGCUCUCGCCGGCUCGCGAAGCCUUUACCCGCUGUCGGCUUUGGGGCCGAGGAAGGGCCUCUCGAAAGAGCAAUCAGAGGGCUGGGUCAGGACCUCACCCUCGGCUCCGGGCCCCACAGCAUCCUCCGCCACCGCCCGCCUGCACCGGGCCGCCUCACGGAAAGAGCCGGCCCGGGAACACUGGGCAAAGCCCCGGGGUCGAGGUGGGCGAAGCGGAGCAGUAGCGGAGGCCGCCUCGGGCUUCUCGGCUGCCCGGCGACCAGGGCUGGCUCCGGUGACUCCUGUCCUGGAACCCGCCGGCUCCGCAGUCUCAGGAGCCCGCAGCGACCCUCGCCGUCACCCGAAGCAGCCUACUCCAGCAAGAGUCGCGCCUCCCGGGCCGUUUUACCCUGCCCGUUCCCAAUAGCCACAGCAACAAAAUGGCGGACGCGGGAGAAGCGGCCGGGCACCUCCCCCUUGGUCCAGCGCACUCCCUUUGCGCACGCGCGGAGUCGGGCGCCCCCCCCCCCCCACACACACUGCGGGGGCCCUCCCGUUGACGUCUCCCGGGGCAGCCAAUCAGGAGUGCGUUCGCGAGGGUCCGGCCGUGAGCUACUCGUGCUGCUCCCGCGUUCGGGGAGGAGGUUGAGGAGGCUGUGGGUCAGGCCCUUCCUGGGCCGCAAAGCAGCAGUCAGGCGGCUACCGCCGCCGCUCUCGGGCCUCCUGCACUCGGAGAUCCGAUUUGACACACGUGGAAUGACGGUGAAGAUCAGCUUGACUACUGCUUUUGGAAGACUACAGCGUGGUGACACCCAGGCCACCACAGGCUCUGAUGUGCAACACCCCCGUGUCUGGCUUGACGGUCUUGCCUACUCCAGAUCAUUUCCUGCCAUUCCACAUUGCUCAGCUCCAGCUGUGCCCUCCUAACGUUUCUCCUCCCUCCACCCCCACUAGAAUCAAUCUUUUUUUCUUUAUUUUGGGGGCGGAGCAUAAAAAAAAUG